Messenger RNA from Chlamydomonas reinhardtii, 2693 nucleotides. RefSeq lists its product as uncharacterized. Lineage: Eukaryota; Viridiplantae; Chlorophyta; Chlorophyceae; Chlamydomonadales; Chlamydomonadaceae. The coding region runs from base 123 to 2252 and encodes 709 amino acids. Gene Ontology annotation, molecular function: GTP binding; GTPase activity. Gene Ontology annotation, cellular component: mitochondrion. The transcript has 8 exons. The record is from RefSeq and is a predicted model, not a curated record.
GUCUUUACCAUUACAGAUUGCGUGAAGGGAGUUGAAUCGCAAGGUUAAGCGGCGGCCAUUAAACUGCCUUGAACUGUCCAACAGCCUUUGCGCACCGACGGCUUACGCCGCACGUUGCGGAAAUGCAAGCCACAUUACUUAGCAGUAGCUCAAGUGCUUUCAUGAGACCGACGGCGGCUGUGGGCCUUCGCGAGGUGCCCGCAGUGGCGUCCACAUCGCCGCGCUGCGCGACGGCCACCAGUUCCCUACUGGCGUCCCGCCGCUGUGGCCCGCAGCGGUCUACUGCGAGCGGCAAUGUCGCAAUUGGGUGGCGCACGGCGCGGGGUAGCACAAAAGUGCGGGCGGCAGCGGCGGUGCGGGACGGCGACGUCGACGCCGCAGGUGUGCACCCAACCGCGGGCGCUGACGCCGACUACGACCCCGCCUACGACGCCGACCCCGCGGCGCAGGCGGAGGCGGCAGAGCCAGGAGCGGGUGGCGGUGUUGGUGGUGUGGAGGCGGAGGCGGAGGCUGCGGCUGAGGCAGGCGGGCGCAGCUACCUGCAGCUCAGCGACAUGAGCGACGCCUCGCUGCAGGUGCGCAUGGUGCAGUGGUACCCGGGGCACAUCGCCCGCGCGGAGCGGCAGCUCAAGGAGCAACUGGGUAUGGUGGAUGUGGUGUUGGAGGUGCGGGACGCCCGCAUCGCCGUGUCCACAUCACACCCGCAGGUUCCCUCCUGGUGCGGCCCCAAGCCCCGGCUGCUGCUGCUGAACCGCGCGGACGAGGUGUCGGCGGCGGACCUGGCGGCCUGGCGGGAGCACUACGCGGCGGCGGGGCAGCGCGUGUUCUGGACCGACGGCCGCAACGGCGAGGGCGUGCAGCGGGUCAAGAAGGAGCUGCUCAAGGUGGCUGCGGAGCUGAACGCCAAGCGCGCCAAGCGGGGCCUGCAGCCGCGGCCGGUGCGCGCCUGCGUCAUCGGCUUCCCCAACAUCGGCAAGUCGGCGCUCAUCAACCGACUGGUCAACCGCCGCGCGGUGGCGUCGGCGCCCAAGCCCGGCGUGACGCGGGCGCUGCGCUGGGUGCGGGUGGACAAGGACCUGGACCUGCUGGACGCGCCCGGUGUGAUCCCCGCCUCCUUCCGCGACCAGCUGGCCGCCCAGCGCCUGGCCAUGUGCAACGACAUUGGCGAGGCCGCCUACCUGGCCUCAGCAGUGGCGGCGGCGCUGGUGCUGCGCGUCAAGCAGCUGGCGGCGGCGGAGGCGGAGGAGAGGACGGCGGCCGAGAGGGAGGCGGCGGAGAGGGAGGCGGUAGCGGCGGAGGCGGCGCAGGCGCAGGCGGAGGAGGCGGGAGGGGCGGAGGCAGGAGAGGCGGAGGCGGGAGAGGAGGGGCCAACGGCGGCCAACACGCGGCGGGAGGGGUCGGGUCGAGGAGGGGGUGGUGGCGGCGGGAGGCGGCGGCGGGGCGGGCCGGCUGCGACAUUGUCUGCGGCUGCUGCGGGUGUGGGCGUGAGCCGCAGCCGGCGGGCCAUGUCCUCGUCCUCGUCCGCCGCAGCGGUGGGCGCAGGCAUUGGCGGCGGCGGCGGCGUUGGCGGCCGGGCCGGUGCCAGCCGCCAGCAGCAGCAGCAUCACGUGAUGGCGGAUGUGUUGGCGCUCAUGGCUCAGCGCUACGGGGUGGACCCACUGUGUGGCGGCUCCGCGGAGGACUACCUGGUGGCCAUGGCGGACCGCAGCCACGGCGGCGAGGUGGAGCGGGCGGCUCAGCGGCUGCUGGCGGACUUCCGCAACGGCGUGCUGGGGCGGUUCGCGCUGGAGCGGCCCGCCGACCUGGCGGCCAGGAAGAGGCGGGAGGCGGGGCUGCAGGCGGCGCAGCAGCAGCGCGAGCAGCAGCGGCUGGCGGCGCGGCAGGAGCAGCAGCAGCAGCUGCAGGCGGCGGCGGGAUACGCGGCGGCGGGCUACUCGGUGGGCGAGGUGGGCGGCAGCGGCAUGUCGCUGGGCUCAGGCGACGAGCAGUCCUCGGGUCUGGACAUGAGCGGGCAAGGGCUGUGGGCGCCCGCCGCCGCCGCCUACGCCGCCACCUCCUCCCCGCCGCGUGAGGGCUGGGGGGAGGCGGGGCAGCGGAGUGGUGACGAGGCAGGGCAGGCGCAGCAGCUGCAGGUGCAGCAGCUGCAGGUGGAGCAGUGGUCUGCGCCGCUGAGGAACAGCGCAUGGGUGGAGGCGGCGGAGGCGCUGGAGAGGGAGCAGCAGGCGCAGCAGCAGGCGCAGCAGCAGCAGUAGCUGUAGCUGUAGCUGUAGCUGUAGCUGUACUGGUAGCGACGGCGGGCAGUGAUAAGGUGUUGACUGCUGGCGCUGUGAUUGUGGCCGAUGUAAAGGGCGUGGUCGCCAGCGGCUGUGCGGCUGUGAGGUCGACUGUGUCGAGUGUGCGCAGAAGCAGUGGCCAAUCAGCAGGGGCAGGCGGGGUGGUGGUGGUAGUGCGGUGUGGGCUGGGGUGCCUACGUGCUUUUAACGGCACCGGUGCUGGCACCUGAUCGUCGCUAUGAGUUAAGAACUGGGAGGUGCUAUCGUGUAAUCGUGCUUAGAUGGAUAGUGCCGGAGUCGUUGAGGGGGUGGGCAGAGACUGCUGACUGCGAGUCCCCCUGACUCCUGUGGCCGGCGGACGUCAUGUGUAGCUGAACUUCCCUCGUGCUCCCGAUUCGUCUGUUAAUUUCGUCAGCCCAA